UCCGAACCUGAUACUGAUCCGAGUUCUUUACCCUAAUCUCGAUAUUUCCCGCCAUUUCUGUCAGUUCACACAUCAACUGCUUCCACCACCGAAAUACCUACCAUCUAGCCUUCUCUCCCAUCUCUGAUUUUCAUUAUCAUAAUUGAUUUUGAAGUCACUGUUGUUAAAAUAUAUAAUCCCCAAAAUGGGAUUCCAAAGCCACGCAGAGAAAGCUCAAGUUCUCCUAAGGGGCAGGCUCUGUAACCCUAAUUAUAUCUUUAAGCCUCUCUCUGAUUCUCCAGAUGGAAACUACAGCAAGUUAAAGUUUAUUAUAUCGAGUUCAAUCAUGGAGGCAUGCAACAAUUCAAUUCUACUUCUUGGUCCUCGUGGUUCUGGGAAAAUCGCUGUGUUGGAGCUUGUUCUCAACGACUUAUUGCAAGAGCAUCCUGAUACUAUAUCUAUAGUCAAACUGAACGGGCUGUUGCAUAGUGACGAAAUUUGUGCUUUCAAGGAAAUUGCCAGACAGCUAUGUAUGGAGCAUCACUUAUUAUUCUCAAAGACGGCAUCAUUUGAUGAUAACUCCCAGUUCAUGAUAGCCGUGCUGCAGGAGUGUGGAUUAGCACAUAAAACCAUUAUUUUUAUACUAGACGAGUUCGACCUAUUUGCUCAGGGAAAACAACGGUUACUUUAUAGCUUGUUGGAUGCAAUGCAAUCGGUAACUUCACAAGCUAUCGUCAUUGGUGUGAGUUGCCGACUGGAUGCUGAUCAGCUUUUGGAGAAAAGAGUCAGAUCUCGUUUUUCACAUAGAAAGCUAUUGUUUCUGCCUCCAUCUAUGGUAGAUGUAGAAAGGUUGUUGGAGCAUCUUCUAUCUUUGCCAAUGGACUCGAGUUUUCCUCAUGACUACACUACUCAAUUCAAUGGAAAGCUUCAUAAUAUAUUAGCAGAUGAGAGAUUCAAAGAAAUUGUUGCAACUUAUUUAAAUUCCAAUUAUACUGUCAACCAUUUGCUGAAGUUUCUAUUUGUUGCUAUCUCUAAAUGGGAAUUGAAAUCUGGCUUCCCAUCACUUGAGAACUUCAAAAGUGCACUUUCAAGCAUGCGAAGACAGCCAAAGCAGGAAUGUAUAAGAGAUUGCUCCAUUUUAGAACUCUAUCUCCUUGUAUGCAUGAAGCGGUUGGAAGUGAAAGAGCAAAGUUCAUAUAAUUUUAAUUCUGUGAUGAAAGAGUAUAAAAGCAUUCACGACUCGUUCCAGACAUCUGACUAUUAUGCACGAAAUGUAUGCUUACGGGCAUUUGAACGCCUUUUACAGCGAGAAUUAAUAUGUUUCAUGGACAACAGAGGUCAGAACCAAUCUGUUGAAUUUCGUCCAGUGAAGCUUCUGAUCUCAUAUGCUGAACUGCAAGAGGGGCUGAAAUCAUAUCGUUCCUGUCCUUCAUCAGUGAACUUUGAUCUUGUUUGCAGACCAUUCUUCAAAAGCUAAUCGACCGUUAGAUGUGGAGGCACAUCCACAAACUUGGUAGCUUUCACAAACUUGGUAGCUUUUACUGGAGAAGGUGGAAUUUUACGUUAGCCAUUCUGUCUUUCAAGAUGACUGCGCCAAUUUUUCUGGGAAUAAUCUGUACAGGCAGGGUACUGUUAUAACUCAUUGUAUUUAUACUUAAAUCUUGAUGCCUCAGUUCUUAAUAUAUUGUUUCCACUAUCA
Ricinus communis (castor bean) is the source of this 1678-nucleotide messenger RNA. Its product is annotated as origin of replication complex subunit 4. Lineage: Eukaryota; Viridiplantae; Streptophyta; Magnoliopsida; Malpighiales; Euphorbiaceae. Gene Ontology annotation, cellular component: nuclear origin of replication recognition complex; nucleus. Gene Ontology annotation, biological process: DNA replication; DNA replication initiation. Gene Ontology annotation, molecular function: DNA replication origin binding; ATP hydrolysis activity; ATP binding. The record is from RefSeq and is a predicted model, not a curated record. The transcript is spliced from 17 exons. Bases 185 to 1456 code for a protein of 423 amino acids.